GUUCCUCUUAUAACCCCUCUCGUCUCAUGUCUACCUCCUCCUCUUCUUCCAACAACGGAGACUCCGACGCCGGUGGAAGCGGCGGCGUUUUCGAGGCCCCUUCUCCUUCCCGCCCUCGCCGUGGCGCCAACGACGUCUGGCCGGAGCCUUUUCUUGAAUCUCUCGCCGUUCAGGUCGCCGUUAAUGCUUCCUCAUCCUCCGGCCUCCUCGCCGCAGCUCCGGCUCUUGCCAACGUUUUUCGGGUUUGCACCACGUGGCAAGCUGUCUCUCGCUCCGACCAUCUAUGGCAACUCCUCUCUCGCCAAGUGUGGGCAAGAACCCAUUUGAUGCACGACACGUGGCGGGAUGAGUUUAUCUACCGUCAUCGGACGGCCAGAAACUUCCGGACGCGUACUCACACCUACUUCACUCUCCAAUUUGACCCGUCUGAUGUGGACGAGCCUGAUAGUCUCUCAUGCCGUUGUCUCACUCUCUCCGACCUCUACUUAGCCGCAGGGUUCGCCGACGGAACCGUCCGGCUCUUUCUUCUAAAUAACCGUCUCCACGUCAGGACUCUACGGCCACCUCUACGUGACCGCUUUGGCCGAUUCUCACGAGCCGUCUCGGGCAUUGUUAUAUCCGACUCAAGACUCACGUUUGCUACGAUGGACGGAGACAUCCACGUGGCGGAAAUAGACGGCGUUGGUCAUACACGCACGGCUUACGCCGGAGACAUAGUUAACGACGGUGCAUUGGUAGAUUUCACUGGCUGUGGACGUUGGUGGGUCGGUCUUUUCGCUGGUGUACCAGGUCGUGCCUUUCACAUAUGGGACUGUAACAGCGAAGAGACAACAUUCGUCGGUGGUUCACUCACUGAUCCAGAAGCCGUCAUGGGAUGGCACACGUUAACAGAGCUAACAACGUCACUUGGCCGUCUAAGAAUUUCCGGUAACGAGACGGCCGUAGCAUGCACGAGGUGGAGGAUCAUGGUGAUCGAUCUAAGAAACCAAGGAGUGAUCAUCGGAGAAGACGAAGAGCAACGUAGAGGACUAAUAGUAACAGGUUUCGACGCCAACGAAGAAGCGUACGUUAGAAUGGACAGUAGAGGUAACGCUAGCGUGCGCAGGGUGAACACACUGCAAACGGUGUGUGAGUUCCGUGUUAGUGGAGCGGCGCAGAGGAGAGUCAUGGGUUGUGUUAAUAGACUGAACGCGCUAAUGUGCGCAGGUGGUAUAAUGCGCGUGUGGGAGGUAGAGAGAGGAGAGUAUCUGUACAGUGUUAGGGAGAGAGUAGGAGAAGUUGACGCCAUUGUUGCCGAUGAUAGACAUGUGGCGGUUGCUUCGUCUUCAUCAACGGCUCAGAGUAUUAUACAUCUAUGGGAUUUCGGUGCACUGUAGCGUACAAGAUUAGUAAUAUAUUUAACUUGAAGAA
Molecule: messenger RNA, 1410 nt
Organism: Arabidopsis arenosa
Lineage: Eukaryota; Viridiplantae; Streptophyta; Magnoliopsida; Brassicales; Brassicaceae
Source: the annotation of a GenBank genome assembly